Messenger RNA from Branchiostoma belcheri (Belcher's lancelet), 4892 nucleotides. RefSeq names its product matrix metalloproteinase-21-like. The transcript is spliced from 9 exons. The coding region runs from base 1196 to 3127 and encodes 643 amino acids. Gene Ontology annotation, biological process: extracellular matrix organization; collagen catabolic process; proteolysis. Lineage: Eukaryota; Metazoa; Chordata; Leptocardii; Amphioxiformes; Branchiostomatidae. Gene Ontology annotation, cellular component: extracellular matrix. The record is from RefSeq and is a predicted model, not a curated record. Gene Ontology annotation, molecular function: zinc ion binding; metalloendopeptidase activity.
GUGACUGGAAUUCAACGUGAAGGCUGGUGGGAAUGUCGGCUCGUAAAGAAGAGCCUUCUGAUAGCUGCGAUGUCACCGCAAUGAAUUUCUGGGAGAAAGGAAUCUACAUACACUUCAUUGACGUCACGGUGAUCGGAUAGAAUACACAAACUCUGGGCUCCUCUCUCCGAGGUCGAUGAAGGACGCAGCGCGCAAGAUCAGCCGGAUACUCUGCCGUGUGUGGCCGGGAAAAGCAAGGACGGCGCGUAAGAGACAUUCCGCAGCAGUCCCGCCGCCCAAUCCCGCAUGCAGUAGCUGUGGACUUCCCGCCGGCUUGUCCUCUGUUGUCUCUGCUCGCCACAUCAAAAAAAAGCCGAGGUUUCCCCGGGACAGGGCCAGGAGGGUGGAGAACGGCCACCCAGGCAAGGACCUUCGCUCGCACCUGACGGGGAAGCGACGGGAGAGAGGCUGACCAUCGGACCGUUAGCGCUGCUGGACCAUUCUGCCCUGGGCUCAGCUGGCUAAACCAAGACCAGGCGAACGGAUUAGGAACACAAAGAGAACAGUGAGUCGCCGUGAUUGUGACGGUUUGUCCGGGCACAUGUGUAGGCCAGCCGAGCCGACCGUCUACAAAAGGAGCCGACGGCGACAGGAGUGGUGCUCAGAUGUGGAAACCUCCGCCUAGAAGGAAAGGCCGCUUUCUUUGGAAUUUCUCAACUCGUGAGAGCCAAUUUUGUCGUCCGGCAUUGCAACUUUUUGCUCUGAGACAUUUUGGGGGACGAGUAUGCUACAUGGACGACACCGUGGGCGUAGCUUAUAUAAGCGACUGAGUUGUUGUAUGUAACGGACUACUGCCUGCCGCCCCCAUCUUCACAAACAGGCCAGGAACGUCCCGCUAAAACGCACAGGUAAACCCUGAUUGCAUUCUUCGCACGUCUCCAGGGCAACUCGAUCCUGACUUGUACGGGCCCAUCUCCAUAAUUAAUACGACACAAUCACAUAGGUGUGGGGUUUGAUCCUUCUGAAGGCGCAGUGUUGGGGCCAGCCGGGGUCUGACUGACGAGAGACAAUGUCGUGUUGCGGGCGAACACCCGGAUAACCUCUUCCUCCCGGAGAGUUCCUGCGGACAUUUCAGUCGGAGGAGGUUCAUACGACGCCGUGUAACGUUACACCGCCAGACAAUCGCUACUACUGGGUGUAAGUACCGCCAUCAGAGAUGAACGUCUUCAGAAUAAGCAGGCUCUCGCCGCCGAGGAGGCCGAACUUCACGACGACAGUGGCGUGCCUGCUGCGCCAUGUGUACGCCUUCGUCACCCUGUUCCUGCUGUUCUCCGAGGCCGAGCGCAUCCCGGGUGGGAGGGGCAGCACCCACAUAUCACACGGGACGAUCAACAAUCAGCCAAUCCGCAGCAUAGGACAGGUCGCGGUCUUCCUGAGAAAAUUAGGCUGGUUCAAACCUGUAGAGAACUGGGAGCCCAAGAUUGAGACGUCACGGGAUGGUGAACCUAUCUUCGUGCCCGAGGACAUGGCGCCGGACCCCUUCGCGGACCCCUUCUUGGACCCGUCCAUGAUGAUGGUGGAGGAAGUGGAGGGCAUGGGGAGAGACGGCGAGCCGACCGAGGAGGUAGACGACAGCAUCAGCCAAGAGGAGCUCGAGGAGGCCAUCAGGAAGUUUCAGGCGGAGAACAACCUGACUGUGACCGGCCAGCUCGACGAGGAGACACUGAAUAAGAUGAACGAGCCGAGAUGCGGCAAUCCUGAUCACACGCUGACCAAAAACCGCACGACCCUGGGCGACCUUCUGAAAGGGGCGGCAAACAGAUCUCGUGGGAACACUUCGUCCAACGACACGUCCAAUGCGGCGGAAGAAGCGUCGGCCGGCAACGUGCGCCGCCGCCGGACUCUCCUGGACACGUGGAAGGAGCGGCAGCAGCACAGGACUAAGGAUAAGCGCGGGUACUUCACCGACGGACACAUCACGUGGAGGCUGCUGCAGGAAGGCUACAGCUCGCAGUUAGAGGUGGAAACCCAGUACAAAGUCCUGCAUCGGUCCUUACGGAUGUGGAGCGAGGUCAUCCCGGUCAUGUUCAAAGAGGACCUGCACAGCUCGGCCAACGAGGUGGACAUCAUCAUUGCAUUUGGCAGGGACCGCUCGUACGGUGGAGCACAUAACCAGAGACACCUACACUUGGGCUGUUCGCACGAGUUCCAGGGCCAGGAGUACGCGCACGCCUUCUCCAACGCGCACGCGAGUGUGCACCUGAACGACGACGUCCCCUGGACCCCUGACGCCGGUCAGCGAGGAGUCAACCUCCUGAAGGUGGCCCUGCACGAGGUCGGCCAUACCCUGGGGCUGGGCCACCAGCUCAGGUCCAACUCCCUCAUGCAGCCCAACUACCCCUCCGACGACCUCAGCCUCGAGAUCGGCCCUGAAGACAGGAGGGCGAUUCAGGACCUCGGAUAUGGAAAAUGCGAAGAGCGGUUCGACACCGUGUUCGACUGGGUCAGACCGAUGUUCGAAAACGGCUACAUGCUGGGAGCGACCUACAACACCUACUUCUUCUCCGACGGUCGCUACUGGAUGUACGAGAACUCCAAGGGACGGACGCGGUACGGAGACCCCCGCAUCACCGGGGCGGGGUGGGAAGGCAUCGCGCCACGGAAGCUCGACGGGAUCCUCCACGUCUGGAAAAGGUCCUGGGAUGCCCUCUUCUUCUUCUCAGGUGAUUCCUACUACCAAUACGACAGCGAGGAGGACCACGUCUACACACACGACGCCAACGGAAACCCCUUCCCCAACCUCAUCAGCUACGGGUUUCCCGGCAUCCCAGACAACAUCGACACCGUCUACUACAACAGAACCACGGGAUACAUCUACUUCUUCCAGGGUAACCUGGUGUACCAGUACGAAAUCGAGCGACAUAGAGUGAGUCCGGGCUUCCCCAAGGAAAUCAGCGAGGUGUUUCCCGGCGCGCCCAACGACAUGGACGCCGCCUACUACUCCUACGCGCACGGGACCACGUUCUUCAUAAAGGGAUUGGAAUACUGGAAAAUAGCUUACCCGAACGGACCGAUAGUUGGGCCUAUGAAGACCAACGAACAGCGGCAGGACAUCUGCAAUGUGUGGAUGCGGCAUCUGGACUAUUAGUGGAGCAUUUCUGCGCUGCACACUAGCUACAAGCGUACGUGAAAAAAAAGUUCGAGAGAAAUGUUAUUCGUACUGUUUUUUUCGUGAAAGAUUGGAGCAUCUGUGCAGUCUUUUUGUUCAGUCUACCCUCCGCAGACUGUACAAAAAGAAGGCCUUAGGGUACAAUUUCGGAAUUACAUGCAAACUACCAGACCUCUUCCUCUAUAUUAUACUUCUGGUUCCGAUUUAGAAAAAAAACUUCUCUUGUGGCAAAAUCCAGCUGCAUUCUUCAUUGGUCACUGCAAAACAUAAACUGCUCUUCGUUUGCAUGAUUUCUGAGAGAGGCCCGGGCCAAGCAAGGAACUUUCUCCUGUUCAGUCCCUGUCCUAGUAUGGGGCAUUUUUGUGCAAUACAGGUUUCACAAAGGAAUCGGUCAAGUUGAUAGGAUACUCAGUUGUCUCAUGGAGAGUUAUAUAGUUUUUCUUUAAUAACCAGUGAGUAGUUUCUACAAAAAUGAAGAUUAUUGUCUCUCAUAGCUGUCUCUGAUGAGGAUUGUUACCCACAGGUAUUUACGGUGUGUUUUCUUUGAGUGCCCUUGAGUAAAAGUCUAGGUUCACGAUUACAUUAUCCAAAAGCAUUUUAGUUCGAAAAACGAAGUUUUCCAAAAAAAUAAUUUUGUAGGUGAAAAAGGUCAACAAUAGAUGCAAGGACGUAGUUGAGCCCCAGGCGAUUGAGAUGGGUCGCCUUUCCCACAUUUUGCUAUCUCAGGAAUACUUGUAAUCAUGUACGCGUAAUUUAUACCACAUAUAUUUUGAUAAUGAUGUAUUUUGUAUAUUUAAAAUAUCUGCCUCCCUGUUGUGAUAAUGCACGUUCAAAUGGAUAUGAUAUUUAUAGUGAUCGAUAUUGGAGAGAGGGGGAUUAUUGUCACGCACGAGUCCAGGUGAGCCCAGUGGGUCAUGGUUUAGAACGUGUGUGACCCGGGGACACCGUGGGGACUGUAGCGGGAGUGACAACCACAGAUUGUGUGGACCAUAUUGGAUCACAGGGGUAGAUGCACUGUUGGUGUUGAAGUGUACAAUACGGGGUGUAUAUCGGGGGAAAUGAUAAAGUUGUAUGUAUGAUUGAGAGUGGGCAAGGCUCGUUCCCCCUUCUGAAGGGCUGUGUAUAGAUUUGUCUGUUAUCGUAUAUGACUAUGAGUGAUUUAAAGGUCUCUUUUGUACAAAGGACAGGACUAUGAGCGAGAAUACCUAUGUAUGUGUGGAUGGAACAGUCUUAGACCGUAAACAGUUUCAAAUCUUUAAUGUAAGAACCCGACAAGUGAGUGUUGGUAGUGUACCGGUUCAAUGAUGCCCUGUGCAAUAGUGCCUGCGGAAUGACAAUCACACAGAAAAUCAUUCUCCAAGUUCAGAUUCUGGAACAGAAGUCUGCAGGGCGGUGUAGGGGGCGUGGUCAAACAAGGAGCCCCGCCCAUCUGACAACAACGACGUUUCAAGUUUAGUUCAAACUUUUCGACGUUAGCUUUAUUUCUUCGCUUGUGGGUUCUUUUCUUAAGCUUAUUAGAUUACAGCUUAAAUUAUUCUCUAAGAUAUUAUCUAGAGAGCUUUUAUUUCAAACGACAACCGACUGACUGCAUGUUGCACAUGUACAGGUUGGGCAAAGAAAACGUCUUAUGUCUUUUGUUAAAUUGUAUUUCGAAGAGUAAUAUUUCUAUAUUUCAUCGAUUGUACAAAGCGUCAUGCAAUGUUGUGUAUCGCAUACUAGUAUUCUAAAAUAAUAAAACAGGUCA